AUGCUCACAAUGUAUUCCGGUUCCAAGCUAGCAGAGCUCCCGCCUGGAGUUUCUGCCUCGCCGUCUCCCCAGCUGCGACACAGAGGCACAUCGACCCAAUCCGUCCCUACCAUCGAAGCCACACACACAUGCGACUCCCGCGAAGAGAGGCGGCGCGUGCACCAUGAAGCUGAUGUCGUCAUCAUUGGCGCAGGCAUCGUGGGGUGCGCAGCUGCUGUCGCAUUCGGCAAGCAGGGCCGAAGCGUCAUACUGCUGGAGAAGAGCUUGAAGGAGCCGGACAGGAUUGUAGGAGAGCUGCUACAGCCGGGUGGUGUCAAUGCUCUGGAGAAGCUGGGCAUGAGGGAUUGCCUCGACGACAUCGAUGCGAUACCCUGCCACGGCUACCAGAUCUUCUACGGCAAAGAGGAGGUCCACAUCCCCUACCCCGACAACCUCAUCACCUCCGGGCCCUCGAGAGCACCCGAAGGACGCUCCUUCCACCACGGCCGCUUCAUCUCCAAACUGCGAGCAAAGGCCCAGUCCACACCCAACGUCACCGUCGUCGAGACCACCGUCACAUCCGUCGUCAAGAGCGACUACACCGGCCAAGUCGUCGGCGUGUCAUGUCAAACCGCCGGGGAGCAAGACUACUACUUUGGCGCCGUGACCCUCGUAGCCGACGGCUACGCCUCCAAGUUCCGCAAAGAAUAUAUCCCCAACCAACCCCAAGUGCGCAGCAAAUUCUGGGGUCUCGAAAUGAUCGACGCCGAGCUGCCCAUGCCCAACCACGGCCACGUCAUCCUCGCCGACGCACCCCCCAUCCUCAUCUACCAAAUCGGCACACACGAGACGCGCAUUCUUGUCGACAUACCCGAACACCUGCCGUCGGCGAGCCCCAAGAACGGCGGUGUCAAGAACCACAUGCUCAAUGUCGCGCUGCCCCAACUUCCCGCCUGCGUCCAGCCCGCGUUCCGCAAAGCAAUCGAAGCGGGUAAACUACGCUCCAUGCCCAAUAGCUUCCUACCCCCUACGACGCAAAAACAAGCCGGCCUCAUCUUCCUCGGCGAUUCAAUGAACAUGCGCCAUCCCCUGACCGGCGGCGGCAUGACAGUCGCGUUCAACGACGUCGUCCUACUCUCCAACCUUCUCUCCCCCGUCAACGUACCCACACUCGAAGACACCUCUGCCGUCCUCGCCGCCAUGUCGACCUUCCACUGGAAGCGCAAGGACGGGUCAUCCGUCAUCAACAUCCUGGCCAUGGCGCUGUACAGCCUCUUCGCCGCCAACAACCAGUACCUCGAGCUGAUCAAGAAGGGCUGUUUCAAGUACUUCCUGCGCGGCGGAAAGAGCGUCAGUGAACCCUGUGGCAUGCUUGCGGGAUUGAUCACGCGCCCUUGGAUGCUUGUCUACCACUUCUUCUACGUUGCAUUUUACGCGAUUUACGUAAGAUUGCAGGAGGUGCCUAUUUGGAAGACGCCGUACACGAUUGUUGUUGAGAGUGCGAUGGUGGUCUGGACUGCUAUUUGCGUCAUUGGCCCGUACCUUGUUGCAGAGGUGAAGAGGUAG
Alternaria metachromatica is the source of this 1545-nucleotide messenger RNA. RefSeq lists its product as uncharacterized. The record is from RefSeq and is a predicted model, not a curated record. Gene Ontology annotation, molecular function: flavin adenine dinucleotide binding; squalene monooxygenase activity. Gene Ontology annotation, biological process: ergosterol biosynthetic process. The transcript is spliced from 2 exons. Gene Ontology annotation, cellular component: endoplasmic reticulum; membrane. The coding region runs from base 1 to 1545 and encodes 514 amino acids. Lineage: Eukaryota; Fungi; Ascomycota; Dothideomycetes; Pleosporales; Pleosporaceae.